This is a messenger RNA of Nerophis ophidion (straightnose pipefish), 1408 nucleotides long. RefSeq lists its product as uncharacterized. Gene Ontology annotation, molecular function: serine-type endopeptidase activity. Lineage: Eukaryota; Metazoa; Chordata; Actinopteri; Syngnathiformes; Syngnathidae. The transcript has 6 exons. Gene Ontology annotation, biological process: proteolysis. The record is from RefSeq and is a predicted model, not a curated record. Bases 297 to 1220 code for a protein of 307 amino acids.
UGAUGAUUUAGAGUUGCGGUCUCUUCCUUCUGGAAUGUGCCUGAAGCCGUUUGGGCUUCAAUCUGGAUUUAGUUGUGGAUGUUACUGGACUUGAACACUGCACUGCCGCACUUUAACCGGGAUUUAUCUUCUUUUUUUUAUUCGAGCCAAAAACAAGACUCACCAGGCGGAAAGGCCAACGACCAACACAAACGCCAUUUUCUGCGGAUUCUAGCUAACUUUAAAACCUAAUUUGGCGCUUAACUCCUUAUUUGAGCUGGACACACCUUAAUUUGUGACGCCAAACACCCUUUAGAAUGUCUUUUAAGUCACCGUUUAUUUGCGUGGUUUUGGGCGUAACAGGAUUUCUGGCCUCAUCCUACGCCAUAGAAUGUGGUCGACCACCGCUGUUGGAGAACAGGAUUGUCGGAGGAAUUGACUCCUCUGACGGGGAGUGGCCGUGGCAGGUGGACAUACAGAAAGAGGUUACUGGUCACAUCUGUGGAGGUUCCAUCGUUACGGAGAACUGGAUCCUAUCAGCGGCUCACUGUUUCCCCAAUCCGUCCGAUGUAAGUUCGUACAUCAUAUACGCCGGCCGCUACCAGCUGAACGGCUUCAACCCUCACCAGUCGAUGCACCGCGUGAGGUACGUGGAGAUCCAGUCCGGGUAUGUCGAGCCUCACAGCGGUAAGGAUGUGGCUCUGGUGCGGCUGGUCACCCCAUUGACCUGGUCAGAUUGGAUCCGUCCUGUGUGCCUGCCUGCCUCUGGCACCUUGUUCCCAGGCGGAAUGCAAUGUUUUGCCACCGGUUGGGGAAACGUCCGCCCUGAUGUCCCCCUGCAAGGAGCGGGGCCUCUGCAGAUGGUGCAGCUGCCAAUCAUCUCGCAGGGUUCAUGUCAGAAAAUGUACCAGAUGAAGCAGGUGGACAUCUUGUAUGACAUGAUCUGUGCCGGCUUCCAAGAGGGCGGCAAGGACUCCUGCCAGGGUGACUCAGGAGGGCCCCUCGUCUGCCAGAUGCUGAACGGGACCUGGGUGCAAGCCGGAGUGGUGAGUUUCGGGCUGGGCUGUGCUGAGGCCAACCAACCAGGUGUGUACGCCAGACUCACCAGCUACUCCAGCUUCAUCAGGGACAACAUUCCCGAUGUCCAGCUAUACGGCCGAGGUCAUCGGCACCAGCUAGGGGGGACCGCCACGAUUCUGCUCGGCUCGCUGUGCGCCGUGCUCAACCUGCUUAGGCUAUAAGAGGAUUUUAGGGAAUAUGUAACCGGGCCAAAUGAAGAAAUUUACCUUACGAUUGAUGCACCAAGAAAUGUAAAAUAAUCGUCGUUUUUAGAUGUAAAAUGUGAUUUUUCAAGUGUUUUUGAUACUUUUAUUUGAAUAACAACCAUGAGUUAUACUGUUUUGUUUCAAAUAAAUUUCUUACAAUACGA